Messenger RNA from Oncorhynchus tshawytscha (Chinook salmon), 1708 nucleotides. Its product is annotated as zinc finger protein 239-like. The transcript has 3 exons. NCBI's taxonomy places the organism in Eukaryota, Metazoa, Chordata, Actinopteri, Salmoniformes, Salmonidae. Gene Ontology annotation, biological process: regulation of transcription by RNA polymerase II. Gene Ontology annotation, molecular function: RNA polymerase II cis-regulatory region sequence-specific DNA binding; DNA-binding transcription factor activity. Bases 1 to 1008 code for a protein of 335 amino acids. The record is from RefSeq and is a predicted model, not a curated record.
AUGCAUCGGCCCAUCCCCUCCACCCUGCCAGAGUCCCCGGGUUGCAACUCUUCCGGUAGCACUUUACUGUUGGGUCUGAAGAGGGUGUCGGUGCGGCUGGUCGACUGCAGGAAAACAGCAGGGCAGAGUGGAACUGUGAUAAAAGGACACGAGGAGGGAGAUUUGAUUUCAUCAAGGGACUCCCAUAACCAUCGCUCUUUCAGUGGAAGGUACCUAUCAUCUUGGGAGCCUCAACAACAUCAUGUUGCUGAGGAGGCAGAGAAGAGUCUUUCCAGAUCAGAUCACCUCAAGAAACACCAGCAGAGAAAUACAGUGAAGAAACCUCACCACUGUUACUCUGACUUUGGGAAGAAUUUGACUAGACUGAGGUCCUUAAUUCACCAGCAGAUUCACACUGGAGAGAAACUGUACUGCUGCUCUCAGUGUGGGAGGGGUUUUACUGCAUCUAAUGCCUUAAAAUAUCAUCUGAAAAUUCAUACAGGGGAGAGGCCUUACCCCUGCCUUGAUUGUGGGAAAAGCUUUGCUAAUUCAGGAGGCCUGACCAUACACAAGCGUUUACACACUGGAGAGAAACCUUAUAGCUGUGAACAGUGUAGGAAGAGCUUCAAUCAGUCAGGCCACCUGACUACACACCAGCGAACACACACUGGAGAGAGGCCUUAUAGCUGUGAUCAAUGUGGGAAGAGAUUCAAUCAGUCAGGAGAGCUGACUACACACCAGCGAACACACACUGGACAGAGGCCUUAUAGCUGUGAUCAAUGUGGGAAGAGAUUCAAUCAGUCAGGAGAGCUGACUACACACAAACUAACACACACUGGAGAGAGACCUUACGUCUGUCUAUGUGGAAAAGGCUUUGCUCGAGCUUCCACCCUGACUAGACACCAGCGAACACACACUGGAGAGAAACCUUAUAGCUGUGAUCAGUGUGGAAAGAGCUUUUCUCAAACUUUCUCCCUGACUAAACACAAGCUAACACACACUGGAGAGAAAGAAGCCUUAUAUCUGUGAUCAGUGUGGGAAUUGUUUCGUCAGUUAUGGACCCUUUAUUCACACCAGUGAAGACACACUGGAGAAGGAACCUUAUGUCUGUCUAGGUUGGAAGAGCUUUGUUUAUUUAGGGCCAAUGAGAGAGAAAAACCACCAGAAAACAAAAACAUGCCGUAUUUCAUCUCCCUCCCUUCCAGCACCGGUUUCAGACCCAUAAAUAAAGGACCAAUAGAAAAUAUCUAGUGAACAGUCAUAUCCAUCUCCCAUUCUUAAACAGUUGCCUUAGUCUGAUCACCAUGGUAACCUCCAUGGAGCAUAAUAUGCAGCUCUGAUCUAGGAUCAGGUCUCCCCUGUGUCUAUGUAAUAUCACACAUUGAUCUAAAUGGAUAAAUGUUAUCAUAGGAAAUGUCAUAGUGAACCUGUGGGGGGAUGUUGAUAAUUGUAUCUUUCAUACACAUGACACUAUUAUAAUGUCUUCAUGUAGAAUAAUGUUUCAACAAUAGGUGUAUAUUCAUUUUAAAUGAAUUCUUCUAAACAAGAACUUAUCACUUUCAUUUUUUAAAUGUAUAUCUACAUUCAUUAAAAGGAUCCUAAAACUAAUCAAUGAGGCAUUGAAUAAUAAUAUUCAUGAGGUCAAGGAAAGAACUAUGUAUGCUGUCUUGUAACAACGGUUAAUGUAAUAACUUUUAGAUUUAUAAUGUAAUAAAACCAGUAAAUGUAA